Messenger RNA from Rubroshorea leprosula, 2952 nucleotides. NCBI's taxonomy places the organism in Eukaryota, Viridiplantae, Streptophyta, Magnoliopsida, Malvales, Dipterocarpaceae. The record is from the annotation of a GenBank genome assembly.
AGUGACUUAGAUGCAUUUUCUUCUUCUUUGUUGGUUUUUUGGUUCUGUUGAUGCAAGCAUUGUUUAAUCCUUUGCAGGUGUAAAGGUCUCAUCUUGCAAUGGUGGAAAUUAAGCAUUUAAAAUAGCUUUCUUUGUUUGAUCUUAGGUACAGGAGCCCACCAGUACGCUAACAGUAGAAACUUGUUCAGAUUGGAGCUGAAUUUCGAAAUCUGUCUCCUUUAGAGCCACUAGUGCACCCAGGAAAAAAAAAAAAAAAAACCUCACUUUUGCAAACUGUUAGGUUUAUACCCCAGUGGUGCUUUUAGGGUAUCCACAGAAACUUUCCCAAUUUGCUCAUUUGAGCCCUGUAUGAUCCUUUAAAACAAUUGUGCAAGAUUCGGUUCUUGCCCUAUUUCUCCUUCUGGAAAUGAAUGGGGAUGAAGGAGAAAAGAUUGUGUUCGAGAUUGGGGUGGUGGUUCCAAAGAUGAAUCAAAAGGAAGAAAAUGAGAUUUUCGGCUGCGUCGAGGUUCUUGUAAACGAGUUCAUGAAGGUUGGAUUGAAAGUUGAGAGGGUUCAAGGCAUUAGCGACGAGUUUAUAAAGUUGGCAGCACCUGUGGAAACCUUGGGGAGGGCUGCAGCUGAGUUGCAGAUGAAGAAGCCUACCUCUAUUGGAAUGGAUUUACAAUUUGAGUGGGAAAAUGCUGACGCUUUCCUGAGACAGCCUGAUGGUUCAUUGUUCAGUUGGUGUGAGCGUUUCCAGUGCUACCACCAUUUAAUAUAUGGAACAAUAAAUAAGAGCAAGGCAGACAUCACUCUAACAUUUGAUGGAAAAGAGAUUCAAUGGAAAGAGAAGGAAUCUUUACUGCAUAGAUUGGAAUCAGAGGGAAUUGUUAAACAAGUUUUUCCUUUGCACGAUGAAAUGAAGAGGAACAAGUUCCUGAAGAGUUGGGCACUAAAUUUUAAGGACUACACCAACCAGCCAAUUGAUGAGAUUUAUUCAUAUUUUGGAGUAAAGAUAGCAGUUUAUUUUACUUUCCUGGGAAUGUAUACACGUUGGAUAACUUUUCCAGCUGUACUUGGGCUUAUUGUGCAGUUGACCGAUUUUGGAUCAUUGCAGUUCCUAGUGCAGCCUAUUUUCUUUGCAAGUAUAGUCUUGUGGGCUGUGUUGUUUUUCCAGUUCUGGAAACGUAAAAACGCUGCCCUCUUGGCCAGAUUGCAGAUAAACAAUUCAGUCAGCACCAGCCAGGAAUAUAGAGUUUUGGGUAUGGAGUGGAGUUCCCUACAGUCAUCCAUGGGACUUGCUAAAAAUGUGGGUGCUGAUAAAACAAAAGUGAAAGCAGCAUUGCAAAGAUACGAGUGGCUUGGUUAUCUCAUGCGUUUCAGAAAUGAUGCUAUCAUUAUUUUGAGUAUUAUCUGCCUCCAAUUGCCAUUUGAGUUGUUUUAUGCUCAUCUUUAUGAGGUUAUCAAGUCUGAUAUUGUUAGGUUAGGCUUAACUGCUGUUUAUAUUUUUGUCAUUCAAUACUUUACAAAAAUUGGAGGCAAGAUAUCAGCCAGGCUCAUCAAGUAUGAAAUCAAUGAAAAUACAGAAUAUAGAGCUGACAGCUUGGUCUACAAGGUCUUUGGUCUUUAUUUUAUGCAGACAUAUAUUGGGGUUUUCUAUCAUGCGCUAUUACACCGCAACAUUAAGACCCUUCGCAAACUCUUGAUCCAACGUAUGAUAAUCUCUCAGGUGUUUGAAAAUCUCAUGGAAAACUCUUUACCAUUUCUCAAAUACAGCUAUAAAAAAUAUAGAGCUGUUAGAAACAAGGAAAAAUGUGGGAAAGGAUCAACUGGAAAGGUCCAGUUUGCUUCCAGGGUGGAGAAGGAGUACCUCAAACCUUCGUAUUCUGCAAGCAUCUGUGAGGAACUAGAAGAUGGGCUCUUUGAUGAUUUUCUUGAGUUGGCACUGCAGUUUGGAAUGAUAAUGAUGUUUGCUUGUGCAUUCCCCCUUGCAUUUGUCUUUGCAGCCAUAAACAACCUCACAGAAAUUAGAACAGAUGCUCUGAAGCUGCUGGUUGUGUUCAAAAGACCUGUUCCACGUGCUGCUGCAACAAUGGGAGCUUGGCUAAACAUAUUUCAGGUACUUUGGUCAUCUAAUUUUCCAGUCUAUCCAUCCAUCAUGCAUUUCACAGACAAUUGGCAAAUUCAAAGUGUAAUAACAAAUGUCCUGAGUAAGACACUUUUUUACAUUUACUUUAUCUCUCUUUCACAAUAAAUGUUAGUGUAACUCUUUUCAAUGAGCCUUGCAUAUGUAUUUAGUAAUUAUUAUGGCCACUGCUAAACCAAACUAAUGGAACAGAUAAUGAUUGGACGUACUGAAAUUGCAAAAUGUUCUUACUAAAUAUCUGAAACUUUGUUCUUAGGGCUAGAAAAGCAAUGGCCUAUUAUACAGGCCCUGGAUUCAUGAGUAGCUGCAAAGCCUGGGACUCAAUUGCAGCCACAACAGGAGAAUUGGGAUUUUGAUAAUUAAUAAUAACAAUAAUGUCAAAAAAACAUAAAAAACUUAGGUGAAAAGCUCUCCUCAUGAGGAAUCAUGAAGAAAGAAUGGGGUAGGAACCUUCCAAUGCUUCCUUCUCCACAAACUGGAAAAAUCAUUGCUGCUUUCUUAAAUUUAUAUUAUCCAUGAAGUGGUUCUUGUUAAUAACUGGAAUAUAAGCAACUGCUCAUCCAUGUUUAUUUUUUUGAUAUUCAACUCUUUAUCAUUAUCUUCACUGAUGCAUGUAUGACAAGAAUAUCAGUUCCUCAUAAUGAUGGCAAUAUGCACCAACUCUGCACUUCUAGUGUGGUUAUACGACCAGGAAGGGAAAUGGAAAAUCGAGCCUGGUCUUGCUGCAAUUCUUAUCAUGGAACAUGUCCUGCUGCUAAUAAAAUUUGGGUUUUCCCGCUUUGUUCCUGAGGUGAUCAUCUCUUACUCUAGCCUGAUAUAAAGGUCAC